UUGGACCAAAGUAUCCUUGGAAGGUUGGUAAUACCACAUGUCUGCCUUGCGUACGUAUCCAUUUUCCCGAGUUAACGAACGAUUCAAAAUAACAUAAUGGAAGACCAAGAUAUGACAAGUCACCGAAGAAUAUAUGUGGAUGGCGUUUUUGAUUUGGUCCAUUGGGGGCAUUUGAAUGCACUGCGCCAGGCACAUCAAUUAGGAGGUAAAAUAGUAGUUGGUGUAGUAUCGGACAAGGAGACCCAGGAUACUAAGGGUAUAGCACCGAUAUACAAUUCACAGGAGCGCGCGGAACUUAUAAGUGGAUGCCGAUGGGUAGACGAUGUUAUUGUGGAUACACCCUAUGACGUUACAAUAAAAUUCCUCAAGGAUGUUGCCAAAUGCGAUGUCGUAGCACAUGGAGAUGACGUGGCCAUUGGAGCAAGUGGUAAAGAUUGUUACGAGGAGAUUAAAAAUGCCGGGCUGUUCGUAUCAGUACGAAGGUCACGUGGAUGCAGCACAUCUACAACCCUUGGUAGGCUUGUAGAAGCACUGAGCAGUGACAGAUUCAGCCACUUUGCAUCCAACUCAGGUAUAGCCCAGGACCCAAUUGCUCAAUUUGAGACGCUAGUAGCACAAAAUGAAGAGCAGAUGUCACGGGACUUGCUGUCCGACGACGGGUUUAAUGAAAUUGAAAAGAAGGCAUCUAAAAAUGAAAUGCAUGUAAGAUUCCCAAGAUGCAGAACACGCGCAUCACUGUUUUCCAAGUUUAUCCCAAUGUCUUGCAAACCUGAUGGAGCUAAAGUUAUAUAUGUCGAUGGUACAUUCGACGUGUUCCAUGUAGGGCACCUGAGAUUCCUACAACGAGCUAAAGAACUGGGAGAUUACCUAAUAGUUGGGUUGUACGACGACCAAACAGUACGGACAAUCAAGGGGAAUCCAUUCCCAGUCAACCACCUUAUGGACCGCGCACUAACUGUACUUGCAAUGAAGUAUGUCGACGAUGUGAUCAUGGGAGCACCAUUCAUUCCAUCUAAGAAUUACCUCGAAAACCUAGAGGUUAGCUUAGUUGCAGUGGGCAACCACAGUGAUGACCCGUUGAUGAUCGAUGACUUUGAUAACUACGCAGUGGCAAGGGAUAUUGGUAUCCUAAAGCAUAUAGACUCCGGAUGCACCUUGACAAGCUCUGACAUAAUACAGAGAGUGUCUAACAGACUGGACCAAAUUACAUUAAACGUGGAACGUAGGUGUAAAAUAGAGCAGGCGCUGUACCAUUGAGUAGUAU
Molecule: messenger RNA, 1264 nt
Organism: Babesia bovis T2Bo
Lineage: Eukaryota; Apicomplexa; Aconoidasida; Piroplasmida; Babesiidae
Product: putative ethanolamine-phosphate cytidylyltransferase
Exons: 1
Coding region: 97-1257 (386 amino acids)
Biological process (GO): phosphatidylethanolamine biosynthetic process
Cellular component (GO): cytoplasm
Molecular function (GO): ethanolamine-phosphate cytidylyltransferase activity
Source: RefSeq, a predicted model, not a curated record